Messenger RNA from Protomyces lactucae-debilis, 1346 nucleotides. RefSeq names its product CTLH/CRA C-terminal to lish motif domain-containing protein. Gene Ontology annotation, molecular function: protein binding; ubiquitin-protein transferase activity. Gene Ontology annotation, cellular component: cytoplasm; nucleus; GID complex. Bases 110 to 1222 code for a protein of 370 amino acids. Gene Ontology annotation, biological process: proteasome-mediated ubiquitin-dependent protein catabolic process. The transcript has a single exon. The record is from RefSeq and is a predicted model, not a curated record. NCBI's taxonomy places the organism in Eukaryota, Fungi, Ascomycota, Taphrinomycetes, Taphrinales, Protomycetaceae.
AUCCCAUCUCGUCGCCUGCAACCGCCCAAACGACGGACAGGCGGCGACAUCGUCACACACAUCGUAUACUGCUUGCGCUGCUCUCCAUAUACCUGCUGUCGCUCUCACGAUGAAUGAUGUUGUAGCUACUCAAAAGAAGCUAGAAGCCAAGUACAAGUCUUCCAAUUCAAUCGCUUCUAUCGAGCAUGCGAUCGAAAGUCUCCAACAGCUUCGUCAACAACUACAAGAUGGCGUAGUCAGUGAGACUGCUGCGCAAGACAUGAUGGGCGAUUCCGUGAGAACACUCUGCAGGAAUCUUGGAGAAGAUCAGAAAGAAACAUACAACGUUCACGCCAAGCAUAGCAAGGCUAUUGCAAAGCGCUUCAAAGCUGAUAUAGCCAGCGAUCCAGUGCAGAACGUCAUCCACGAUCAGCGCCCGCUGGUUGAUCAAGCCAUCGUGAUGCAUCUGCUACGACAAGGCGAUUUUACAAACGCUGAAGCUUUUGCGCGCGAGGCAUCUGUGGCGCGUGACGACAAACUCUGGGAUGCUUUCAAAGUUCUCUAUGAGAUCACUACCUCGCUGAGUCGCGGAGAGCUGAGCGAUGCGAUCGCUUGGGCGCGUGCUCGUCGUGAACAUCUACAGCAGCGACGCUCCUCUCUCGAGUUCAACCUUCACAAAGCUCAAUACAUUCGCAUCUAUCAAACCUCACACGUCUUUGAAGCCAUCAAAUACGCUCAGCAAGAAUUCCCAGCAUUCGGCAAGACGCAUAUGAAGGAAAUACAGCAACUCUUCACAGCACUGACGUUCCACGGCAACAGGGACAAAAGUCCAUACGGUCACUUAUUUGCCUCCCCGCAGCCUGCUCUUCGGGAAAUAUUCGCUCGCGACUAUCUCGCUCUCUUGCAGCUUGGCGUGACGCCUCCUAUUCAAACAACAGUAGAGGCUGCCGCGAUAGCUCUCCCAACACUCAUCAAGCUUGCAUCCCUCAAAUUCAACAAACCCGCGGAACAAGAGCCUACGGGGUCAGGGGUGGACAUCGACUUGCCAGCCAAAUUUAGACACCACAGCGUCUUUGUUUGCCCAGUGAUGCGCGAUGUCAGCGCAACUGGCUUCCUACUUGCUUGUGGCCACGUCAUUGGGUCAGAGGCUCUGCAAGGACUAGCAAGAGGGACCAACAAGCUCAAGUGCAUCUACUGCCCAACCCUUUCCAAUGUUGCUGAAGCGCGGCAACUCAUUUUUUGAAGGAAAGCGCGAAUCAAUGGAGCAUGUGCUCAAGAGGCACCAUUGCCUGAGCACGUUGUGAACUGAAAUCAGAAGUCUGCAUGGCGGAAGCUCAUUGGUUACGACUCAUGCUACACGAUGCGUU